UCUUUUUCCUCCUUCCCUGCUCACUCGCUCUCGGUCUGGAACUUUCGUGCCUCUCUCACUCCUUUGUUUGGCAGGCUUUAGGUCUCCUUCCUCACAUAUUCGCCAACGAGCUUCCAGGCCUAGCUGUUACUCAGCUAUUUCCUCUUCUCGUCUUUCGCUGCUCAACGCCUACGCGCGCAUACCCUCGCUCCAACCACGCGCCUAAGAUCACGAAGCUAUCUGGCUCGCUCGACAAGUGUCGACCGCCGCCAUCAUGUCGGAAGAAGGAGCAUCUCACGCUCCUCAUCCCAUACAGAUUCGAACCAACCUGCCAAAGGAACCCUCCAGCAGUAUCACCGAUGUCCAAGAAGACUACCCCAUAUCCCCUUCGCCACGGACGGGGACACCGAACCCCUUCAGUCGCAAGAACACGAGCAUGGACAUAGAUGAUUACUUUACGGGUCCCCGCGAUAUCGCCAAGCACUCUAAAUGGCCGCUCUUCCUCCAGAUGCACGGCAGUAUUCUGCCCAAGAUGGUGGUGCCACUCAUUGCCGUCGCCAUGUGGUCGUCCUUGAUCACCGUCAUAUCGAUGAAGUUGCGAGACCAGGGCGUCUUCCUCGGUGUAAACUCCAUCCUACUUACCGUCACUGGUUUCGUCGUUGGUCUGGGUCUCUCUCUCCGCAGCUCCACUGCCUACGAAAGAUACGCCGAGGGAAGGCGCUGCUGGUCCCAAUUGACCCAGACUACCCAGACCUUGGGCCGUGUCUUCUGGAUACAUGCGGCGGAACGCGAGGAUUGCGCCAAGUAUGAUAUACUUGCCAAGCUUACUGGCAUGAACCUCCUGGUGGCCUUUUCUGUAUCCCUGAUGCACAGGCUGCGAUUCGAGCCGUACAGCUACUACGAUGACUUGACCGAUUUGAUCGACCACCUCGACACCUUUGCCAAAAGCGCAACCGAUGAGAACGUCUUCAAGCCGAGAGACCCUAACUUCUUCAAGAGGGCAGGAGAGCAUCUUGGUGUUUCUUUCGCCACUUCCAACCCGCGCAAGGCCAUGAAGAAAGCUCAGAGCCCCAUCGGCAACCUCCCGCUCGAGAUUAUGUGCUACAUGAGUGCUUACACGGACGACCUCGUCAACAACGGCCAAUUGCCCAUCCCCAUGACUCAGACUCUUGCUUAUAACGGAAUCCAAGCCCUGAACGACGUCCUCGUCAACACGGAACGCGUCCUCAACACGCCCCUGCCCAUUGCUUACACCAUCGCCAUUUCGCAAAUCACCUGGGUCUACGUUUUCCUGCUGCCCUUCCAAUUGCUUCCCUCUCUCGAGUGGAUCACGAUCCCCGCCAGCGUCGCCGCCGCCUACAUUAUUCUGGGCAUCCUCCUCAUCGGCCGCGAGAUCGAAAAUCCCUUCGGUAACGACGUGAACGAUCUGCCUCUGGAGCUGUACUGCCAACAGGUCGUGCAGGACUUGGAGACCAUCGCGGCGCGCCCCAGGGCCCGUCCCGCCGACUGGAUUGAGAAUUCCAAGAACAAGGUGCUCUUCCCCCACAGCGAGAGUGGAUACCACAUCUGGGCGAGCAGACCUGAGAGCGCCAUCAGACGGGCACUGCACAACCGCCCCCACAACGGGUUCGACAAGAUGAUGCAAGCUGCCACCAAUGAGAAAGGUGAUGCAAGCGUAUAGAUAAUAUCUAUGUGGUUAGAUAGCUGGGCCGCCUUCUCUCGAAAGCGGUAGCCUUUUCAGGUUCGCUGAUUUAGCGAACGAUUGUUUCUCAUUCUCUCUAACCCGGCCGGAAAAGGAAAAUUGGAUAGCGCAGCAUCGGCA
Messenger RNA from Pseudomassariella vexata, 1801 nucleotides. RefSeq names its product Bestrophin, RFP-TM, chloride channel-domain-containing protein. NCBI's taxonomy places the organism in Eukaryota, Fungi, Ascomycota, Sordariomycetes, Amphisphaeriales, Pseudomassariaceae. Gene Ontology annotation, molecular function: chloride channel activity. The transcript is spliced from 4 exons. The record is from RefSeq and is a predicted model, not a curated record. Bases 254 to 1660 code for a protein of 468 amino acids.